ACCACACUCGCCCCCUUGGGUGCAGUCUAAGCUAGCAGCCCAUCACGUCCAACUUCUCCUGCCGUCAGCUCGUCUGGAAAUUAGCUGUGAUGACGGCAGCAAGAGCCCGAGCCCCUCUGAGGGCUGAGGUUCGGACAACAUGCAGAGGAGGAACCUCAGGUGCAGAGAAAGGGCACCGCUGCUCAAGGUUCCAUGAGCAGCGGGCACACGUUUAUAGGAACAGCUGUUCCCACCAGAGUGAGAGCUCUGACCCCAAUCAACACCCUCGAAAGCUUGCAGGUGAUGGCAAGAGUGGGAGGAGACUGUGCCCAAGGACCCCGGGGCCCGGAGGAGGCAGGAAGCCCCCUGGGGCUUGUUCCCAGGAAUGCGGGCUGGAUGGUGAUGCUGUAAAGAGAGACGCCCCUGAAGGGGGGCUGUGAUGGGGGGAACCCACACUCCGGGGCAGGGGAGGAGUCAGUUUCCUUCCUGAUUCCCUGAAUGUCUCUUCUGGGCUCUCUGCAACGUGGACUCAAUGAGCCCAGAGAGAUGUUGACCUGUGUCUCUGGGGAUCUGAGCCCUGCGGGCAGCAGGAGCCGGCAUCCACCCAGAAGCAUCUCCAGGGCCUGGUGACCCGGCCAGGGUGAGGACCCCAUGGGGACCUGCUGAUGGACGGGCAGAGGAGGAAGCAGACCCUGAGGUGAGGCUCUCAGAGGGAAGGAGCCUGGCCGUCCUCAUCUGGAAGUGGCGUCUCAGGAACACACUUGGACUGUCACGGGGACGACGCCAGGCUUUCAACAAGACGCUGUUCCCCUUCCUGCGGGGACGCUGAUGUGACAACCGUGUGACAGGAAGCCCCAGCCCCGGAGAGGACACACCCUGUGGUCUGUUGUCCAGAGGGCACCCAGGUCUCCUCCAUCCUCACGGCCUGGACCGCAGGGAGGAGACACCAUGGCCCCCACCCUCCCCGCCCUGCUCUGCCUCGGGCUGAGUGUGGGCCUGAGGACCCAGGUGCAGGCUGGGGCUCCCCCCAAACCCACCAUCUGGGCUGAGCCGGGCUCUGUGGUCCCCUGGGGGAGCCCCGUGACCAUCUGGUGUCAGGGGACCCUAGGGGCCCAGGCGUUCCGUCUGGAUAAAGAGGGAAGCUCAGUCCCCUGGGACAGACAGAAAUCCCUGGAGCCCCGGGACAAGGCCAAGUUCUCCAUCUCACUGAUGACUGAUCAGUAUGCAGGGCGCUAUCGGUGCUACUACAGAACCCCCACUGCCUGGUCGGAUCGCAGUGACCCCCUGGAGCUGGUGGUGACAGGAUCCUUCGGCAAACCGCGCCUCUCAGCCCUGCCGAGCCCUGUGGUGACCUCGGGAGGAAACGUGACCCUGCAGUGUGGCUCCUAUCAGGGAUUUAACAGGUUCCUUCUGACCAAGGAAGGAGAAGACCAGUCCUCUCGGACUCUGGAUGGACAGCGGAGCCCCGACGGGCAGACCCAGGCCCUGUUCCCCGUGGGCCCCGUGAGCCCCGGACACGGGUGGACAUUCAGAUGCUAUGGCUUUAACAGGGACACCCCCCGGGUGUGGUCGGCCCCCAGCGACCCCCUGGAGCUCCUGGUCUCAGGGCUGUCUGGGAAGCCGUCCCUCCUGACCCUGCAGGGCCCUGUCGUCACCUCUGGACAGAACCUGACCCUGCAGUGUCGCUCUGAUGUCGGCUACGCCAGAUUCGCUCUGUCCAAGGAGGGGGGCCGGGACCUCCCCCAGCGCCCUGCCCGGAGGGCCCAGGGGGGGCUCUCUCAGGCCGACUUCCCCCUGGGCCCGGUGGGCACCAUCCACGGCGGCCGGUACAGAUGCUACGGUGGACACGGCCUCUCCUCCGAGUGGUCAGCCCCCAGCGACCCCCUGGAGCUUCUGGUGGCAGGAGAGGGGCCAGCGGGAGGGGGCAGCCCAUCGGCCCCUGCGUCUGCGCGCCCAGGACCAAGGCGGGCGGUUCCGGGCCGAGUUCUCCUUGAGUCCUGUGAGCUCGGCCCACGGGGGCACCUACAGGUGCUACCGCGCACUCAGCACAGACCCCCACCUGCUGUCCCGGCCCAGCGAGCCCCUGGCGCUCCUGGUCUCAGACUACACGGUGCAGAAUCUCAUCCGGAUGGGCGCCGCCGCCUCGGUCCUGGUGCUCCUCGGGGUCCUGCUCUGCCAGGCUCGGCACGACCGGGGAGGAGCCUGAGACGCGGCCCGGAGCUGAGCACCGGGACCUCGCAUCGCAAGGAGCGCCACAGCCCCCGACGCGAGCUUCCGGCUCCGGAAAGAGCCUCUGCCGCACGUACUGGGUGCGCUGUCUGCGGAGACCCCGGGGGAGAGACGCGCCGCGGGGGCGGCUGGAGGCCCGGUGUCCACGGGGUGGCUGGGGACUCGGCCUCUGCUCACGGGGGCCCCCUCCCUCCCGGGGAGGAGCCCCGACUCCCGGCUCCUCCACCCCUGGCCCGAGGCGCAUCCCAAUGGCAGGGGCGGGUCCUCACCCUGCAGGCCCGCAGGCUGUGUCCGCUCUCCUGGAGGACGUGAGCCUCAUUGUUCAUGCCCGCCGUCUCUGGUGUGCGAAAUGACCUCCAUCCCUUCUCAGAAACAGAACAUCAUUUAAGUAACUGAAUAAAUGGGUGUAAGUGGGGCCCCGUCUGGAACAGAUGGAUCCAGAACUAUUCCCUGAACCCCCGGACCCCUCACCCCUCCUCUCCUCGUCAGAUGACACCCGUGUGGUUUCUCAAGAAACACUUUCAGUGUGAUGGGAUCCCUGGCGUCUGAAGUGACGGUCAGGGCUGUGCUGGUAAAUGAGCUCAGGAACAUAUCGUUCUGUAAAGAGCGCCGAUGUGGGGUUUCCCUGGUGGUGAAGAAUCUGGCAGCCAACGCAGGAGACGCAGGUUCAAUACGUGAUCCUGGGGGAUCCCACGUGCCAAGGAGCAACUGAGUCUGUGAGCCGCAGUGACUGAGGCAGGCACGUCCUGUAGCCCGUAUGCCGCCAGAGAGGCCAGGGCUGUAGAUGCCCUAACGCCUCAGCGAGGGAGCAGCCCCGCUCAUCACAACCAGACACACCCCCAUGCACACAGACGCAGCACAGACACACUCAUCAGGCAAUAAAUUCUUAA
Molecule: messenger RNA, 3098 nt
Organism: Dama dama (fallow deer)
Lineage: Eukaryota; Metazoa; Chordata; Mammalia; Artiodactyla; Cervidae
Product: leukocyte immunoglobulin-like receptor subfamily A member 6
Exons: 7
Coding region: 928-2520 (530 amino acids)
Biological process (GO): cytokine-mediated signaling pathway
Molecular function (GO): inhibitory MHC class I receptor activity
Source: RefSeq, a predicted model, not a curated record